CCGAUCAAACAAGUCAUCGUUCAGUGUCUCAUUCAGCUACAGAAAAACAGCACAACAACAAAAACAAAGCACAGAAUGAAUCUUAUCCUGGUGCUCGCUUUGGGACUGGCAGGAGCGUCUCCCCUGGGGGAUAACAAGGAGUGCCAGCCUCACUCCAGACCCUGGCAGGUGUACAUGCACGGUGGAGGAGCGUCCUGCAGCGGAGCUCUCGUUGACCAGUGGUGGAUAGUAACCACCCUUCUGUGUGCACCCGUACCCCACAGCACCAUUGCAUCCUUGGGAGACCACAAUGUGGCAGUGGAGGAAGGAACCGAGCAGCACAUCCACGUUGCCGAGGUGAUCCGUCACAGCCCCUACCGCUCGCCCCUCCACAGCCUCGCGAUGGUGCGUCUGGCCAGGCCAGCUCGCUUCAACCAGCACGUCCAGCCCAUCCCUCUGCCCAGCCGCUGCCCGCAGCCUGGGGAGAUCUGCUCUGUCAGUGGCUGGGGCUCCACCACGCCCAAUCAUUUCGAGCCUCAUCAGCGUCUGAAGUGUAUAACUGUGCCGAUUGUGGAGGAUCAGACGUGUAUUAAUACAUUCCCGGAGUACCUGUACUGGAGCCUGGGCAUGGUCUGCGCUGGUCAAGCGGACACAGAUAACUGCCUGGAUAAUGGUGGCAGUGUGAUGGUGUGCGGAGGCCAGCUGCAGGGUGUGCAGUGGUUCAGACAUGGCUGCAGAGACCCAUCUCACCCGAGUGUCUACACCAAGCUGUGCAAGUACAACGACUGGAUCAACAAUGUGAUGGACCACAAUACACCGACUGUGCCAAGUGCGACCACUCCAAGGAUAAUGACAUGAGGCCUCAGACACUAAUUCAUCUCAAAUUAGAUUAAGUCUUUAUUCUAAUUAUUGCAACACUUUUAGAGUUUACCCUUCCAGACAAGUAAGAAAAUCCCAAAAUCCAGAUUGGAAUAUAAUAUAUAUCCUACACUCAAAAAAAAAGAAUAUAACAAAUUAAAAUAAAAUGUAACACUUUAUGUUUUAUUCAUGGUAUUUACUGCACCCUUUACUCUGAUUGCUCCUUUUUCCUCAUUUGCCUCAGUAAACCCAUUCCACAGCUGGCUAAUAGCUGCUGCUAAUUGGCUCUGAUUCUUUCACACUACAUCAUAACUCCACACACGCUGCUGUGUGUGUGACACUGGGAGUGAAUUAGACGUGACAGGGGACAUUUGUUUGUUCCACAUGUUGAACACCAAAACCUCUAAAUCUUGUGGCUGCCUCCUCCUGGAGGACAACAUCCUCCGAUCGACUGUUUUGUAAUAAUAAAAUGGAUUAAUGACUCGUGAUGAAUGAUAAAUGAGAAUCAUCAUCCAGUUCUGAAGUACACAUCAAAUCUAUAGAGGCUUUUAGCGUCUUUUAGCCCAUUGUUUUGGUUUUGACUUUAACGUUUUGAGCAAAAGGCCCCAACAAACGUUUUCACAACAGUGGACAGUGCAAGUUAUCAUCUGGUGAGCAGAGAGGAGCGCACAGCAGCAAAAGAGCCUGAAGUCACACUCAGAGGUCAAGGAGAGUAAAUACGGGAGUUAUAUUUGUCACAUGAUCAGAACUUGACUCCAAAUGAAUGCAAUGUUGUUUCAUUCUUGUUUGCCAACACGUCGACACCAUGUAAACUUUAUAAGCUAAUAAAACUGUCUGUCAUUGUUAUGUUCACAUCUUCCUCUGA
Messenger RNA from Paralichthys olivaceus (Japanese flounder), 1702 nucleotides. Its product is annotated as trypsinogen-like protein 3. Gene Ontology annotation, biological process: proteolysis. Lineage: Eukaryota; Metazoa; Chordata; Actinopteri; Pleuronectiformes; Paralichthyidae. The record is from RefSeq and is a predicted model, not a curated record. Gene Ontology annotation, molecular function: serine-type endopeptidase activity.